This is a messenger RNA of Budorcas taxicolor (takin), 954 nucleotides long. RefSeq names its product olfactory receptor 5AP2. The record is from RefSeq and is a predicted model, not a curated record. Gene Ontology annotation, biological process: G protein-coupled receptor signaling pathway; sensory perception of smell. Bases 1 to 954 code for a protein of 317 amino acids. The transcript has a single exon. Gene Ontology annotation, cellular component: membrane. Gene Ontology annotation, molecular function: olfactory receptor activity; G protein-coupled receptor activity; odorant binding. NCBI's taxonomy places the organism in Eukaryota, Metazoa, Chordata, Mammalia, Artiodactyla, Bovidae.
AUGGUCAGAUAUAUGAAAGAGAUGCCAACCAGGAAUCAAACAGAAGUGACAGAAUUUAUUCUCUUAGGACUCUCAGACAAUUCAGAGCUACAGGUCGUCCUCUUUGGAUUAUUUCUGGUGAUCUAUAUGGCAACCAUGGUGGGUAAUUUGGGCAUGAUUGUGUUAAUUAAGAUGGACCCUUGUCUCCACACCCCCAUGUACUUUUUUCUCAGCAGUCUCUCCUUUGUUGAUGCCUCUUACUCUUCUUCUGUCACUCCUAAGAUGCUGGUGAACCUAGUGGCUGAGAGGAAGGCCAUUUCUUUUAAUGGGUGUGCUGCCCAGUUCUAUUUCUUUGGCUCCUUCCUGGGGACUGAGUGCUUCUUGUUAGCUAUGAUGGCAUAUGACCGCUACGUAGCCAUUUGGAACCCUUUGCUGUAUCCAGGUCUCAUGUCUGGGAGAAUUUGCUUCUUGCUAGCAGCUACCUCGUUCCUCGCAGGUUUUGGAAAUGCAGCCAUACACACAGGAAUGACUUUCAAGUUGUCCUUUUGUGGCUCCAAUAAGAUCAAUCAUUUCUACUGUGAUACACCACCCCUGCUCAAACUCUCUUGCUCUGAUACCCGCAUCAACGGCAUCGUGAUCAUGGCUUUCUCCAGCGUUACUGUCAUCAGCUGUGUUAUGAUUGUCCUCACUUCCUACCUAUGCAUCCUCAUUGCCGUCUUGAGGAUGCCCUCCUUGGAGGGCAGGCACAGAGCCUUCGCCACCUGUGCCUCUCACCUCAUGGCCGUCACCAUAUUCUUUGGGACGAUUCUCUUCAUGUACUUGCGUCCUAUGACUAGCUACUCAAUGGAGCAGGACAAGAUUGUCUCUGUCUUUUAUACCGUAGUGAUCCCUAUGCUAAAUCCCCUCAUCUACAGUUUGAAAAAUAAGGAUGUGAAAGGGGCCUUAAAGAAGAUCUUACAGCAACAGAUACUGUGA